Molecule: messenger RNA, 1500 nt
Organism: Hyphopichia burtonii NRRL Y-1933
Lineage: Eukaryota; Fungi; Ascomycota; Pichiomycetes; Serinales; Debaryomycetaceae
Product: rRNA-processing protein
Exons: 1
Coding region: 1-1500 (499 amino acids)
Biological process (GO): maturation of SSU-rRNA from tricistronic rRNA transcript (SSU-rRNA, 5.8S rRNA, LSU-rRNA)
Cellular component (GO): nucleolus; nucleus
Source: RefSeq, a predicted model, not a curated record
AUGGCUAAGAAAUCAUUGGCAGAGCAAAUCGCCGAACUCAGCAAACCCCAAACUGAUUUCGAUAUAGAGGAUACCGAGUUUCGUCAACCGGAAGAAAGCGAAUCCGAGAAUUCCAAUGAUGAUGAAGCAGGGAAUGAUCAUUACGUUAAGGUUGGUGAUUCCAAAUUAAGAAAAAAUAUCGAGAAAGUUGCUCUUGGAGGGAAAUAUAAAGGGCACGUCACCAGUAGGCAAGACUUGGUUGACGAUGAAGCCGAAGAAAGCGGAGAAGAACCUAGUGAACCUAGUGAGGAUGAGGAAGAUGAAGAGGAAGAGAGUGAUUCCGGAGCCUCAUUGAGAUCUAAUUCAUCGGAUGAGUCCGAGCCAGAAGAGGAUGAGCAAGAAGAUGAAGAUCUUGUUGCUAAAAGAAGUAAGUUGAAAACUUUAUUAACUCAAGAACGUAAGCAUAUUAUAAAUAGAUUAUCCCAAUCUACGUCUAAUGAUUCAAUUAAGGGUUUUGCUAUAUUACAACAACAAAAAAUGUUUGAUUCAAUUAUCGACAGUCGUUUGAAGAUACAAAAAGCAUUAACCAAUUCAAAUCAAUUACCAAUCAAUUUCCAGGCACUAAAAUCAGAAAAAUUAUCAACCAAGAAAACUAAUUCAUUAAUUGAAUCAUCAACUGAGAAAUGUUAUGACUUAUUAGACAGCAUUUUCCAAUUAAGAAAUAAAUUGAAUGAAAAAGAUGGUACUUCCACAACUCCUAAUCCUAAAAAGAGAAGUUUAUCAACUUAUCUUGAAACAACUAGUAAACACGAUGCAAUUUUGAACAAGUAUAGAUCAUCAGUACUUAUUAAAUGGUCGGCCAAAAUCCAAAAUUCGUCUGGUUCCACUGCAAUUAAUAAUGGGAAAUUCAAGGCAAUUAAUCAAAAUGCUGAACAACAAGUAUCCAAUAACUUAUCUGAUAUGGAUAGACUAGUCAAGAAGACCAAAUUAAAUCGUAGAAAUAUCACUCCUUUAGCUAUUGACUAUUACACCAAGAACUUCACCAGAGAUGAUGAAAAAGAUUUAAAACAAGAUGAGGAUGAUUAUAAUCCAGACAUCCCUCGCCAAAUAAAUAAUAAUGAAAAUAAAAAUCAGUUGAUUGAAUUGAAUUCAAUUUUUGACGAUGAAGAUUUUUAUCGGGUUUUACUCAAUGAUUUGGUUGAUAAAAAAAUCCAAUCAACAAAUCCAGCCAAUGGAUUAACCUACGCAUUAAGAAGUGCCCAAAAAGCCCAUAAAUUAAAGAAAAACGUCGAUACAAAAGCCUCCAAAGGUAGGAAGUUAAGAUACCAAAUCCAAGAACCAAUUAGUAACUUUGAAACUCCCCAAAGUAAUUGGACAUGGAAUGAUGAUCAAAUCGACGAAUUCUUUGCCUCGCUUCUAGGCCAAAAAGUCAACAUGAACGAGCUUGAAGACGAACACUCCGACGAUGACCGUGACUCGGAUAUCAUUGAUAAUGACAACUCCAUCAAGUUGUUUGGUUAA